Messenger RNA from [Candida] anglica, 1920 nucleotides. Lineage: Eukaryota; Fungi; Ascomycota; Pichiomycetes; Serinales; Debaryomycetaceae. The record is from the annotation of a GenBank genome assembly.
AGAAUUUUGUAGUAGAUGAAAUUGACACUUUUGGUUAAAACUUAACGUCACAUGAGAGUGUACUUCAUAUCCUCUACAACAGUUAGACGCGCUGCCGUGUAUAGUCCGCAUAACCUAUCACAUGCAUCCAUAGAAGCACUUGUCACUAUUGUUGGAAAAUGCUUAUAUAUACAUCGAGUAAGAGAAUCCAAGUUGUCUUCUCUUUUCUCUUUUCUCUACAUCUAUAACUAUGCAUCAUUUCUGCAACUAGUUAUUCCAUUUACUAAUAGGGGCAAGGUCAAGAUUUCCCCAGAUCUCCUGCACAAACCCCGUUCAACGCAUAUACUAAUGGAACCUUUUGUUUUACUUCCUCGGGUAAUUUCUAUAAAGCCGUUUUCAAGAUGUUAUUCUUCAUCGCGUUUCCCAUUAAAUUUGUUUUAACUGCUACAAACUUUGUCUUUCUGUCAUAAUUAUUAGAAUUAUUCAACUACACCAUCCUUUUGGUUAUUAUUUCUGAAUAGAUUCGCUUAACAUGUCUCUGCCCAAUGCUAGCCUUAUAUCCCCUCAAACAGUGCGUCUUGCACGGCUUUUCCUCAAACAUAUGGACAAGAGGGUUGCUCGACCUUCGUUAAAAGCCUUCUUUUACGCGUACCUAUACGUCACCCUCCCAAGAGUCUUCAACCAUGUCAUUAUAUCCAUCAGGAAAAAGCAAUAUGAUCAAAUUUUUCCUCGAGUUUUCAAAAUUCUUCUUAGUGCCCUUAAUCCAAGUAAGUUCCCCACAUUCGCAGCUCGAUUAGUUGCUGGUAUUAAUAUUCUUGAACCUAUUAUUUAUAAACUCUUGAAAGAUUCCAAAAUUGUCACCAAACCAAUCAAUAAUAUUUUCCUUUCAACCUUAUUAUCGUCAUUUAUUUCUGGUUAUGCUUCAUUCCCCAAGUUCCAAAAUCAUAUUUUAUCAUAUGGUCGUUAUUAUUCUCUUGAUUUGACGUUAUUGGUUACUACAAGAGCCUUGGAUACUGCUUUGAGUACCACCUUGUCAAAAUUCACCCCAGAAAGUAUCGCAAAACAUGGGAAUGCAUUACUUUUCAUUGUAUCAUGCUCAUUAAUUAUGUUUUCAUGGUUUUAUCGUCCUGGUGCUUUACCUCCUGCUUAUCGAAAAUGGAUCACAUCUGCAGCUAAUAUGGAUCAAGAAAUCAUUGAUGCUCUCAAACAUUUGAGAGAUGGAACUUUGGUUUAUGGUGAUGAAACAUGUAUUAAUCGUGAUGUUCUUGUACCUUAUUGUAUUAGACAUGGUGAAGAUGUUUCAAAUGGUUCACUUGUUAUCAAUCAACCAUUAACAUGUAGAACUGUACAUGCAUUUAAAACUAAUAAUUGUGAAUUACAUGCACUUUGGAGGUUUAUUAGAGGAUUUUGCUUUGCCAUCAAGAUUUAUGGUCCAUUAAAUGGAUUAAUGUUAUUAUUCCCCAUAAAAAAUCAAAAAAUGCAAAAUCGAAUCAUCUAUGCCAUUAAGUCGUCCAUUAGAUCAUCUUGCUUUUUAGGUGCUUUCAUAAGUUUCUAUUGGUAUGCCGUGUGUCUUGCUAGAAAGAGAAUACUUCCUCGGUUAUUCCCAAAAGUACCUUUAACUCGUUGGGAUGACACAUUUGCUCCAACUGCUGGUGCCAUUGCAUGUGGAUUUAGUAGUUUUAUUGAAUCUGCCCAAAGACGUAAAGAAUUGGCCUUGUUUGUCGCUCCAAGGGCUUUAGGGACUAUAAUUCCAACCGCUUCUUCAGUGAAGAAUUUACGUUAUGAAUCAAUUGCAUUUUCUGUCUCAAUGGCAGUUUUGGUUGCCUACUCUAAAAAUGAUCCAAAAAGUGUUAGAGGAAUUUUUGGUCGGGGUCUUAAACAAGUUUUCUCUAUUGAUUCAUAUAAAUAGGUUUAUGUAAUAUAUUAAUAUCAGUAUAAUUA